Dryobates pubescens (Downy woodpecker) is the source of this 615-nucleotide messenger RNA. RefSeq lists its product as uncharacterized. The transcript has a single exon. NCBI's taxonomy places the organism in Eukaryota, Metazoa, Chordata, Aves, Piciformes, Picidae. The coding region runs from base 1 to 615 and encodes 204 amino acids. The record is from RefSeq and is a predicted model, not a curated record.
AUGCGAGAGCUUAGUGGUGACGUCACCAAUCAAACACAGAUGGUCAGAGAAGGCAGAGCCGCAGCCCCUGCCCGGCAGCACGAAGCAUUGCGCUCAGCAGCGGCCCCGGCCUGCCCUCUAGCGGCAGCAUCGCCCCGCGUCCCCAACCCGGCCCCGGCCUGCCCUCUAGCGGCAGCACCGCCCCGCGUCCCCAACCCGGCCCCGGCCUGCCCUCUAGCGGCAGCACCGCCCCGCGUCCCCAACCCGGCCCCGGCCUGCCCUCUAGCGGCAGCACCGCCCCGCGUCCCCAACCCGGCCCCGGCCUGCCCUCUAGCGGCAGCACCGCCCCGCGUCCCCAACCCGGCCCCGGCCUGCCCUCUAGCGGCAGCACCGCCCCGCGUCCCCAACCCGGCCCCGGCCUGCCCUCUAGCGGCAGCACCGCCCCGCAUCCCCAACCCGGCCCCGGCCUGCCCUCUAGCGGCAGCACCGCCCCGCAUCCCCAACCCGGCCCCAAACCAGGCUUUGGGCACUGCAGGGCCUCACAUGCUUGGAAUAACUGAAGGCAUGUCUUCAAGACACCAGCAGACACCAAGGAUCUCCCCAGCCAGUUGCUUCCACAAACCAUCACAAACAUGA